UUCGAAUAUGUUUCCCCGGGGCUCCCGUCCUAUGUCCUCCAGGAACGAAUGCCGCUCGCGUGCCUUCGAAGACGAGGUUGAGCAUAUCAACAACAGGGCGCUGUAGCAAUGACCAAUGCCUUUAUAAUAGUCUUUAUUGCCCAUUUUCGAAGUCAUGGGCAGUCUUGACGCUUUGCUUGAGAUUGGAAUAGUACGAUGCAUGUGGUGGGGGUUGGGGAUUCAGAAAAUCCUCGGCACACGUGACAGAAAAAUUACGGACCUGACAUGUGCACUCCAAGCGUCGAAAAUGUUCAAGCUCUGGAAGACAGCCUUAAAACUUCCAUUGAACAGGGCAGCUCACUCAACUCCCUUUCAUCUCUAGUCAGGAUUGCUAUUGACGCCAACACUUCCGCAGUUGCGCACAAGUCUAUCUGGGCUCUGUACCGUCUGUUCUACCAGCUCAUCAGCGAGCACCAUGGCCAUUCUGCUAAAGUGGAGGCUAGGGCGGUUCGUUUAUGGCUCCAUGAACGCAUGGACGACUACAUUCAGCUUCUUUGCGGUCUGUUGAAGGAUGAAGAAGCGCGACUUCGGGUCGAUUCGCUCAAUAUCUUACUCUCCUUGGUUAAAUGCUUUUCCGAACGUGACUCUAUGGCACAUUCUGUGCCCUCUCAAUUACGCAUUGUGACUAGAGUUACCAAAGCUCUCUUACUGUGUCCAGCAUCCAUAAGAGCACAUCACCAAAAGAACUCAACUCCCUCUCAUUUAGUCGAUAAUGAUGUCAAAGAGGUGUUUGUUCAUGAUUGGCUCAAUGCAUUUGACGAUGUUCGAUGGGUUUUCUUCAAGAAAUCAAUGCUUAUGUUCAAGAGUGAAACUUCGGGACCCGUCAAAAUGAUUAUGUCUUGGAACCUCUUGGCCCUCUUAGAAAAAAUAGACGCUUUACCAACCACUGCCGAUGAACUGGGACGCUUUUGCAUGUUCCCGAACACAAAACAUGCUAAUCCAGAAACUUAUAAUGGCACCCAAGAGGAUCCUGACGAGGAUUGGGGACUGUUUUUUGAAACUCUUGAGGAGGGACAACAUGAGAAACGAGUCUCUCGUCACCUCAAGACCUCUGUUCGUGACUCCAUCGAGUCUCUAGCCUCUCACAGGGCAGUAUUUUCUGCUUGUUGGCUUUUUCUGUUGCCACAGCUACCAAUGUCUUCAGCUCUUUCGACACGAGCACUCUCAAUUUUGCAUGCAGUGGCAAUUCCUCACGUGGAUCAACCUUUGAGGUUCAUGGAUUGGAUUGCUUCCUGUGUCGAUCAGGGUGGUGCAACUGGGCUCCUUGCAUUGAAUACCCUCUAUCAACUCAUUGUUCGCCAUAAUAUCGAUUACCCGGAUUUCUAUCGGCGGCUGUACGGAUUCAUUGAUCAGGAAUUACUUCACUCCAAACAUCGCUCGAGGUUCUUUCGUCUUGUCGAGGCGUUUCUUUCUUCGUCUCACCUACCGGCAGUUUUGCUUGCAUCCUUUGUGAAACGUCUCUCACGGCUAUCAUUGCGAGCGUCGCCAGCUGCGUUGGUUCUCAUUAUUCCGUUUGCAUACAAUGUUUUGAAGAGGCACCCGGUUCUCAUGGUGAUGAUUCAUAACCCUGUGCAUAACUUCGGAGACGAUCCAUACAACUCAGUGCAGGAAUCCCCACUUCUGACCCAUGCUUUACAAUCCUCGUUGUGGGAGUUGAAUUCACACCGGCAUCAUUACCUUGCCUCGGUAUCUACAAUGGCCGAAAUUCUCAGCCAGCCGAUGACGAAGGUAGCUUAUGAUCUGGAUGACUUCUCAGAUCACUCAGCAACGACGAUAUUUGAGAAUGAGACCUCACAGCAAAUAAAACAUCCCUUGAUUUUUGGCUUGGAUGUAGUAGGAGGCUCAGACAAUCCCAUGGUGGCCCACUGGCAGCUCUCCACACCUUGAAGAGUGUUCACAGUUUUUGCUUGACUCUGAUAACUACAGUGACACCACAAGUCAAAAUUUGAUGAAUUUUGGACUAGUCAAAAGUCUACAGUUUCUCAUUCCUGAACCAAAUGGUUAACUCUAUGUAGCAUAUCUGAUUUAUGAAACUUUGAACUUUACAACAUACCUGGUUCUAUUGUUAAAGAAAUGGAUCCUGGGUAAUCCAUUUCUUCCUGCCCUUAUAGACUA
Molecule: messenger RNA, 2154 nt
Organism: Cantharellus anzutake
Lineage: Eukaryota; Fungi; Basidiomycota; Agaricomycetes; Cantharellales; Hydnaceae
Product: CBF/Mak21 family-domain-containing protein
Exons: 8
Coding region: 265-1926 (553 amino acids)
Biological process (GO): ribosome biogenesis
Cellular component (GO): small-subunit processome; nucleolus; Noc4p-Nop14p complex
Source: RefSeq, a predicted model, not a curated record